AUUUCACUGUAAGUAAGUAUGUAAUGCUUGAAUGAUGCAAUAAAGAGUGAAACAUAAGCAAACAUCACAAGCAACAAGCACAAGCAACAAGAAGUCCGACCCUUCGCCUGAGAACUCUCGUGCCUUUUCACUUGCCCGAUCCGCUUUCAAAUCUCUAUCGAACUCGAAAUAUCGUGAUUACCUCACUGGUCUAGUCCAUGACUUCAGAGAAACGCCUAAACGUUUUUGGUCAUUUAUCAAGUCCGUAAAAUCUUCAUCGCAUUCUUCUCCAACUUUAGAGUACGAAGACUUAGUGAUUAGCCACAACCGAACACAAUGGCGAGUGUACAGAGUCUGCUGAGCCUGCCGGGAGAGCGCACCACUGGCCAGAGUGUGCGCACACAAAACGUGAUGGCCGCUCAAUCAAUCGCCAACAUCGUCAAAUCAUCCCUGGGCCCGGUCGGCCUGGACAAGAUGCUGGUGGACGACAUCGGCGACGUCACCAUCACCAACGACGGCGCCACGAUCCUGCAACUGCUGGAGGUGGAGCACCCGGCCGCCAAGGUGCUGGUCGAGCUGGCCCAGCUCCAGGACGAGGAGGUCGGCGACGGCACGACCAGCGUGGUGAUUCUGGCCGCCGAGCUUCUGAAGAACGCCGACGAGCUGGUGCAGCAGAAGAUUCACCCGACGUCGGUCAUUGCCGGCUACAGGCUCGCCUGCAAAGAGGCGUGUAAAUACAUCACCAGCCACCUGGCCAUGCCCAUCGCAUCACUGGACAGCCAGUGUAUCGUCAACGCCGCGCAGACGUCCAUGUCGAGCAAAAUCAUCGGCGCCGACUCGGAGUUCUUCUCCAAGAUGGUGGUCGACGCCGCCCAGGCGAUCAAGAUCAGCGACGGCAAGGGCGGCCACCGGUACCCCAUCAAGGCGGUCAAUGUGCUGAAGGCUCACGGCAAGUCGGCGCGCGAGUCGGUCCUGGUUCAGGGCUACGCGCUCAACUGUACAGUAGCGUCACAGGCCAUGGUGAAACGUAUUGCCAACGCCAAGAUCGCGUGUCUGGACUUCUCGCUGCAAAAGACUAAGAUGAAGAUGGGUGUGCAGGUGCUGGUCGAAGAUCCUGAGGAGCUGGAGCGGAUCCGGCUGCGGGAGUCUGACAUCACCAAGGAGCGUAUCCAGAAGAUCAUCGCUGCUGGCGCUAACGUCAUCCUGACGACCGGAGGCAUCGACGACCUCUGCCUAAAGUAUUUCGUGGAGGCCGGCGCGAUGGCGGUACGUCGCUGCAAGAAGCAGGAUCUCAAACGGAUCGCCAAGGCAACCGGCGCGCAGUUCGUCACAUCCCUCGCCAACAUGGAAGGCGAGGAGAGUUUCGAGGCGUCCGCGCUCGGUGACGCCGCAGAGGUAGUACAGGAGCGUAUCUCUGACGACGAGCUCAUCCUCAUCAAGGGACCGGCGGUGCGGACGGCUGCCUCCAUCAUCCUGCGCGGCCCCAACGACUUCUACUGCGACGAGAUGGAGCGAUCGGUGCACGACGCGCUGUGCGUGGUACAGCGCGUGCUCGAGUCCAAGUCGCUGGUGGUCGGCGGAGGCGCGGUCGAAACGGCGCUCUCCAUCUACCUGGAGAACUUCGCUACCUCCAUGAGUUCCCGGGAGCAGCUGGCCAUUGCCGAGUUCGCCCAUUCGCUGCUCGUCAUUCCUAAGACACUGUCCAAUAACGCGGCCCAGGACUCCACCGAGCUGGUGGCCAAACUGCGAGCAUACCACAACGCCAGUCAGACUCAGACGGAGCGGGCCGAUCUGCGCCACGUUGGUCUUGACCUGGUGGAGGGUAUCGUGCGCGACAAUCGUCAGCACGGCGUGCUCGAGCCGGCGCUCUCCAAGGUGAAGCAGCUGAAAUUCGCCACCGAGGCGGCCAUUACCAUUCUGCGCAUCGACGACUGCAUCAAACUGGAGCCGGAGCAGACGGACGAGCGCUCCUAUCAGAACGCCAUGCGCCGCGGCCAGCUGGGCUAGUCGUGCGCGCUGAGACACCCGACUGAGGAGGUCGGCGGCACGCCACCGCCGCCGGCGAGCUAACUUCCGACUGACCAGUGCCCGCGCGCGCCACCAGUGCCGUGUGAAAACGUCCACUUGUUCUUUGUGUUCGCCCCGCGCAAUGUCUUAAUAAAGCACUACUCACGCCA
Amphibalanus amphitrite is the source of this 2156-nucleotide messenger RNA. RefSeq names its product T-complex protein 1 subunit alpha-like. Bases 316 to 1986 code for a protein of 556 amino acids. Gene Ontology annotation, molecular function: ATP-dependent protein folding chaperone; ATP hydrolysis activity; ATP binding. Gene Ontology annotation, cellular component: chaperonin-containing T-complex. The transcript is spliced from 11 exons. Gene Ontology annotation, biological process: protein folding. The record is from RefSeq and is a predicted model, not a curated record. NCBI's taxonomy places the organism in Eukaryota, Metazoa, Arthropoda, Thecostraca, Balanomorpha, Balanidae.